Porites lobata is the source of this 10358-nucleotide messenger RNA. The record is from the annotation of a GenBank genome assembly. NCBI's taxonomy places the organism in Eukaryota, Metazoa, Cnidaria, Anthozoa, Scleractinia, Poritidae.
AUGUUUUCGAGGUCAGCAUUCUGUUUAAGGGGAGCUAGCAAGGCACUAAGAAACUUUUCAGUGGCUUCCCAGGUAUGUACAAGGAUCAUUUCUCGUUCUGAUGAAGAUUCCUAGUAUCGGUUGGUCACACUUGGUCUAUAUAUUUAGGCAGGUUGUGUAAUGACUUUCCUCUGGUAUAUUUCUUUGCAGCACCAACAGAAAGUUGCUGUUCUUGGUGCUGCUGGGGGAAUUGGUCAGCCUAUGUCAUUGUUAAUGAAGGAGUCACCAGCCAUCAGCCAUUUGGCCUUGUACGAUAUCGUCAACACCCCAGGUAGGCAGUUCAAACCAGCUUUUGCCGAAAUCUCAAGUCUUUUGCACUGGAAUAAUGGGGAAUACAGAGACAGAACUGUUUGAAAACUUAAUUGAGACCUUGGGAAAAAAUAUUAUUUUUUUCCAAAAGGAUCUGUUUGGAGCUGGGAGAAGGGGUCUGUUUGAAGGGAGUCGUAAAAUCUUCAAGCAGAGCCCAAGUCCCCACUCCAAAAGAGAUCACAGGCAAAUUAUGAAGUAACUGUCCAAUCCCAAUGGGGAAUGUGAUUUAGCGGGGCACUAUCCUUGAAUCAAAGCAACAGGUUUCCACCUGACUAAACAGCAAAUUUGGGAUUAAAUCCUCAAGUGAAUACAGCCAGUCUGCAACUUUUUUGAUUCCCAAAACUUUUACCUUAGGCAAAGGAAGUGGGAGUCCCUGGCAUUCAGCCCCAGCAGAAAAUUCCAUACUGACUUUUUUGGCCCCCAAAAUUCCAUACUGAUGGCAUAGAUUUGUCCGCAAUCUGGUCAUCAAGUACUGAUUGGUCAACAUAGUAAUUUUCAUCUUUUAGCUAUUGUUUAUGAAUGCAGACAAAAGACAGAAGGUCACAAAGAUCAAAUAUAAAAGCCAUGAUUCUACUUAAAACAGUCAUUCUUUUUUACAAGAAGCGUUUGAGUUUUGCUCCUGCUCAUUCACCGAAGAACUCAAAACUUUAUGAUGAUAUACUGGGAGAAAAAUAUAUUAGAACAAAUUUUUACAUUAAUUUUGUAACCUCAUGACUACCAGAUGUAUUAUGUACACAUUGAAUCAUGUCAUCAGUAUGGAACUUUUUUGGGUCCAAAUUGCAGAUAUCUCUCUCUCAGAAUGUCCAUCCCUUGAGGAGUAAGGAGAGACAGCUGUACUCACAGGCAACAGCUGAUAGAGACUACGUUUUUUGAAGCAGCGUCAGCUGUUGGUCUCCUUUCCAAUGUUUUAACAACCAAUUCAUUGCAGAUACCAUGAGUCCUUGGUAGCUCAGUGGCUACAGUGUGUGACCAGCGUAGGGAAGGUCAUAGGUUCAAUUCCUGUUGGAGAUUCAGAUUUUUUUCUUUGUCCCGUGGCUGUGACAUGUUGGUUACAUCAUUUCUCAAUUCAUUGCUGUUACUGCAAAAGUUAUUCAAACUAUAGGUAGUAUCCUGAUCAUUGAGGGCAAAUUUACUAGAAGAGUAAUAAAGCCCCUGGCUACUUACUCUCACUGAUAUGGUUCCAGAAUCAUCUGAAUUCCUUACUUUUUAUUGACCAGGAAUUUGUUUUCUUUUUGUUUUCAACUGUAAUUUUUUUCAAUGUUACCCAUACAUUUUUAUGCCAGUUACGGUAGCUGCUCCUGGAUCUCUAAGAAUGGAUAAAUUAUUUCAUAGUGGCUUACAUCUGUACUAUAACCUCACUAUGAACUUGCGCCUAGUGAAGGAAGGAGGGAAGAGAAGCAGCAAUUUUAUUCCUUGGUGAUUUUGUUUGUACACAAAAAGCAGUUUAAGCUCAACCAUGAUGGAUAGUUGGUGAUUUUUGACUUUACCUUAAUAAGCGAAACCCACUAUAAUGAUGACAAAGAAACGCCAGCACAUGAAAUGUCAGAAUUUGAAUGCUUUUGAAGUGGUGUCUGCCUAGAAUUGAUCUUACCGAAAUUGUCAUCGUUAGCCAUGGUAUUAAGAGGGGUUCAGGGGAUGCAGAUGACAGGGCUUGAAAAAAGUCCCUUCCAGUAGUCCAGUACAGGUGCAGAUCCAGAAUUUUUCUUAGAGGGGGUUGCACCACUUAAGGAAUAGCAUAACUGACUGGUGAUGUAAACAAAUUUUAAUACAGAAUACCAGUUGUAAUAGAAACCUACAGGUCUUCUCAGAGGGCGGGGGGGAGGUGCUCCCCCUGCAACUUACCCUUAGAUCUGCCCCUGAGUAUGAGAAGAUUUUCUUGCGUGGAAAGAUAAUAUCAACUGAAGCUCACUUCCCUAAUGGGCGAGGGUUCAGGCAAGUCAUCCUCUAACUAAAUCAUUAACUAAAACAAGCGAGUAGUUCCCCCAGGCAAGGAAAAUGCAAGAGCUGCACGCUCAAAGGAAGUGUUGGAUUUAGGUUUUUUUUUUCAAGCCCUGGGUGAGAGUUCUACUUUCUAGUUGUGGGUGAGAGGAUUCAAAAUGCAAGCAAUUUCUGAAGCUUGAGAUGUUGGAUAGCAACAUAUAGUGACAUUUCCUCUCUUUACAUUAAUAUUUAAUUGACAUGUGGUUUUGUUUUAUUCAUUGUAGGUGUUGUAGCUGACAUUAGCCACAUCUGUACACCUGCGAAAGUAAGUAUUAAGUGAGUACACUAAGUACUGCAGCAGAAUUAGGUCAGUCGGUAGAGCACUUGAUUGUGGAACGGGAGGUCGCUGGUUCGAUUCCCUAGACAGGACCAAGUUUGGUUCAGGAUUUGGAGUUUACUUAUUUUGUUUGAAUAUAUUAGGUAACAAGCCACCAAGGACCUGAUGAUCUUAAAGGGGCUCUAGAAGGCUGUGCUGCUGUUGUUAUACCUGCUGGUGUUCCAAGAAAGCCAGGUACAGUUAAACCUCAAUAAUUAAUCUGGUUCUGUCAGGAUUGGGAUAGAUAGUCCUGAUAAUAUUGAAAAAAAAUAUUAGCAAGGUUAAAAUGGCUAAAAUAUUAUGAUCUGGCAGCUGAAUUGUUGCAGCAAAUGGUUGUCAUACUAUAUUGUAAGGUAUGAUAACUGCUUGAAGUUAGUACAUAUAUAAAAAACCUGGCUGUUCUUACUUUGAAACCCAUUUUUUAUGAAGGAAGCAGCAAAGGCUGUCACUAAGUUUCAAAGUAAGAGAAAAAAUGGGAAACAUUGUGAGGGAUUUGACAUUUUCUUGUCAAUAUGCCUUGUUUCUACUGAAGGUAGGUAAUGUUUCUAAUAGACAGUCCCCACCCUUAAAUAUCUUAACUUGAAAAAAUUGCAGCAUAUAGGUAAAAUAUUGUAGCUGAGUAAAAUAAUAUUAUGAAUUUCUGAUUUUUGCUGUUUUUAAUGAUCCACUUUUGUUUGUGGCUGUUGCUUCAUCAGGAAUGACCCGGGAUGAUCUGUUUAAUACUAAUGCCUCUAUUGUACAGACCCUCACCGAAGCUUGUGCGCAGUAAGAAUUUCCUAAUUUAUUAUUUCCUUCAGUCUGGAUUUUUUUUUCAUUGUAAGAUUUUAGUCUUAGUGAGCAGGUUGCCAGAUUUAUUUUGAUGCUCUUUUUUCUUUUAGGUUUUGCCCAAAAGCCAUAAUUUGUAUCAUCUCUAAUCCUGUAAGUAUUAUGUUGUAGGUCAAAAUUAAUAUUAAAUUCAUGUCAAAUUUGUUUUUUGAACAUAGGUCAAUUAUCAAUUUUCUUUUGUCUCCUAGCCCUACAUUAAUUUAUAGUCUUAUUCAUGAAUUAGGGUUUCGAGGCUUUUAUAAGUAACUGUUCUGAAGUGGUAUAAACAUGGGUAAACAAUCUGAAUUAAUGUGUGCCUUUUUGAACAUUUUUGCAGGUUAAUUCUACUGUUCCAAUUGCCUGUGAAGUAUAUAAGAAAGCAGGAGUUUUUGAUCCAGCCAGGUACCUUCAGCACCUCUUUUGUUGCAUAUCAGUGCUGUAGUGAUGGCCAGUUUCUAAUAUUGUUUGUCCAAGUUCUUAACUACACUGUAUUUGACUACUUGUAGUUACUCCUUCUUCUGGCCCCAGUUGUUCAAAAUAAUGGUGAAUAUUCUAUCCAGUGCAUAACACCAUAUUGGUUUCCCUAAUUUACCUAUCCACUGUGUAGUGAUUUAUCUGGUAUACAGUGGUAUCCAUUGUAAGAACAACCAAGGCUUGCCUGGAAGAUGGAGUGGGAGGGAAUUAAUUUAAUUAUUGUGAACUCUGGGGCUACUUUUCAUCAUGUACUGUUACAUGUAUUUUGUGUGUAUAUAACCGCGAGAAUGAUCCUGAUAUAAAAAAGACGGAAAAAGCCACAUUACAUAGAUCGAGGAGGCACUGGGGAUUGCAGUUUGCCAUAUAAUUUUUACAAUGCAUUCAUUAAGUUUUUAUUCUUUUAUUUCUUCCUAGAAUUCUUGGUGUCACCACUUUGGAUGUUGUCAGGGCACACACAUUUGUUGCAGAAACUAAGGUUAAUAUUGAACAAUGGUUUACUUUGGAGUCAAUAAUAUCAAUAUCCUAAUAUCAUUAUCAUUUAAAGGUAUUUGUCUUGACCAUUCCCCGUCCACCUUUCAGUGUAAAGCCAAAAAGUGUAAAACGUUUUAUGUAAAAAAGGAGUUUACAUAUUAAAUAAGAAUAAAGAAAUAGGCAAGAAAAAGAAUUUAACAGUAAUACUUGUUUAAUGAAUGAUGGUAAGGCCAUAUCUAUUGUUUUUGUAGCAGACGGCAUUAAUGCAUAACCUUUGGACCAAAAAAUACGGGGUGCGAUACCUGCCAUAGCCCUUUAUAGUGAGAAUAGAAUAGAAUUCUUUUUUUCUUCUUCUUUUUUUCUUAAGCCAAACAAUUACUAGAAAGAUAUAAAAUACAGCCAAUAGAAAACAAAAUAAUGUAGUGAAAAAACAAGGUACACUGAGUAAAACAAACCAUUAAAUAAUUUUAAUUUUCCGUUUGGAAAAAAACGUCCCCAUAGUACAAAGCGUUAGUGUUCAGAGUAGUGUUACUGGGUUCGAAACCUGGCAUCAUCCAUAUUUUUUUAAAUAGAUUUCUUUUUCCUUCUUUUUUUAUGGUUACUUUAGUGCAGACUAUUCAUCACCCGUAAGCUUGUGUCCUCCCCUCAGAGGACUAUUUUUUCGCAGAAGAGGCUCUAAGAGCAGCUUGAAAAUAGUCUCUUCUGAGGGGCUGAGUACUGACAAAAGCAUGCAAAGUAAUUAUCUUCAAUGCUACAAUUUUUCAAGAGAGGGGUACAGAUUUUUUUUGUCGAAUAGAUAGAUAGAUAUUCUGUUUAUUUCACCCACUUGCAGCAAUAACUGAAUUGUUGGGGAAGGUCAUUGUCACAUACAAUUAACCAUUUACAUACAGAUUGUUUGAGAAUGUUAAUGUUAUUCUCUCCAAUCAGUGACACAGGUCACUUGUGAUGUCAUUGCCUAUAUUUCCAUGUACUUCGUUCUAGGGGCUUAAUGUGGAAGAUGUUAAAGUACCUGUUAUUGGUGGUCAUUCUGGUAUCACAAUUCUGCCUCUUUUAUCCCAGGUAAUGUAUUUAGCUUGUGCUCCAGUCAUAUGUGUAUUAAGUCUUAGCAACUUGGCUCAGUAACUUUUAAGAAACUGGAAAAAAGAAACUCCAAACUGUAAUUUUCGGCAUGUAAUGGACAUCAGAGAAUUGGUCUUAUUAAUAAUGGUUGUCCUUUUUCUCUUUAGUUGAUAAAUUAAUCUUCUAUUAACGCUCAGAAAGCUUUAAUAUACAGCAGUAGAGGAGCCUUUAAACAGUGACAAUCUGCCGGAAAUGGCUUGCACUGAAAUCCCUACUUUAGAAUUUUUGUGCUGAAAAUACAGUUUUAUUAUUGUAAUUCAUAGCCUUGGCUUUAACUAGUAAAACUGACAUCACAUUAAUUUUGAUAUAGGUUACACCCAUUACACCAACCUACACCGUACUAAGCAUACACUACUUUGUUUUCAGUCAGGGAUUUUCAGAGUCGAACCUUACAACAUCUUAGUAUUUGCAGCUUCUCUCACAACACAUUUUCAAAGAUAAAAUUUGCCACGAGAUCCACUUUUCCUCUAUUGUUUGCCACAGACUGACAGAAUCUAGAUGUUGCACCAAUUUUUGCUACAAUUAAAAAACAAUAGAGUCAGAGGACUCAGAAGCAUUAUUUUUAUUGAUGGAUAAAAUUGCAUUUGAAUCUGUUUUGAUUUUGUUUUCAAGACAUCUCCUGGUGUGUCAUUUACUGAUGAGGAAGUUGACAAGCUCACUGACAGAAUCCAGAAUGCUGGGACAGAAGUAGUGAAUGCCAAAGCAGGAUCUGUAAGAUGAUUGUUUUUCUUCAACCUGUUUCCUUCUUUGUUUCAUGUAGCACAAUAAAGGUUUAUGGAUAAAUAAUAUUGUUACAUUUCAUGUAAAGAACAAUAUUAUUUAUCCAUAAAUAAUAACAAUCUUUGAAUGCUGAUUGAUUAUGUAAACAUUGAUUUAUUGGCUGUUAAUGCAGACAUCUCUUCUGUGAAACAUCCCUAUCAGUGACAAGCAAGGACAGGUGGCUGCAUUAAUAGGCUAUUUAAGUAAUGCAAUAAUGUUGAUUUACAUAAAAUGCAUAUCAUUCAGAAUGACGAUAUCAUAAUUUAGCACUAAUUCAUGACUGUCAACUGUUACUUUAGGGAUCUGCAACACUCUCAAUGGCAUAUGCUGGGACAAAGUUUGUUAACUCUGUAAGUAAAGUUUGUAAAUUACUAGUUAUAAGCUAUUUUAACAUUAGGUAGCAUGUCUAGGUUUCCCAGGUGUUGGACUCUGCUACUGGUGAUACAUGUACUGUAACCCAGUACAACCUGCCACAUGGACGACUGGUCUUCCGUCAGCACUAUGCUAGUGAAGAGGGUGGCAUGUCACCCAGCAGGAGAAAAAACAAAACCUGUGAAAGGGUGAAUGAGCUCCAUGUGAGCCAACCACCAGCAUGCUACUGGUGCUGUGGAGCAAGAAGGGUACAAUUUAACAGACUCAACCUGUUGUAUUUCCAGCUGUCUCACUUGUCCUGCUUCUGGACCCAGAUAACUCAGGACAAGAGACUGAGAUUGAGACACAGGGCAACUCUCCUUCACUUUCAUCCAAUUCACAUGCAAGUCAAAACAUCACUUCCCCUUUCUUGUGAUGUUCUUGGUCAUCGUUGACAACAGUGGAUGAGUGAAAAGCAAACAACACACAAUAUAAACACCUAGAAAUUAUCUUAGCAAAGGAAAGCAACUUCUUUCUUCUGAGAAUAAUGACUGCAAAAUUAAUCACAGUCAAUCACCAUCAUGGUAAUAGUGUGCUAAUAAGCUCUCAAGUGGAGUGGGGAAAAAAAGAAAAUUGUCAAGCUAAGCAAGCCGAGCAGGGCCUGCAGGAGAAAAAGAAAGAGGAACCUGUAGACUUUGUUUUGAUGCAGCCCAUCCUCCCACUUGUAACACAUAUGUCAUUAACAUGUCAAUAUGGUAAUUAUACCUCCUCUCGAAUGACAUUCAUACGCACGUGAGUAUUAUUCAUCAGUCACUUGUCAACAGUCAGGGACCUGACGAUGGGCAGCAUCAAAACAAAUUCUACAGGCUCCCCGGCCUUUUUUCUGCCCCAUUCCAUGCUCGGCUCACUUCUCUUGCUGAUUUUCUUUUUGGCCCCACUCCUCUUGGGAGCCUGUUCACAGGCUAUCAUGGCGAUCUCUCCCCUUUCACUACAUGUAGUUUCUUCCUCAUUGAUAAUAGAGCUGAACUGCAAACACAAGUGAUUAUAGUAAUAUUUUAUUUCCUUAUCAUUAAUUUAUUAUUUUUGUUUUCUUCCCUUGUGGAACUCAGUUAUUGAGUAUAGUAAUUAUAAGUCAAGACUAAAGUUAUUACAAAGUUUAAAAAUGGAAUUAUUGGCAAUAUUCAGGUCCUUGAUGCUUUGAAUGGCAAGCAGGGAGUUACUGAGUGUGCAUUUGUCCAGUCAGAUGUCUGUGGCACUGGUUACUUUGCACAACCUGUAGAGCUUGGGGUAGGUGAUUGUGCCUUUUCAUGAUUGCUCUUUUUAAUAAUUAUUGCAUUCUGUUUCCAUCCUUUUUCUUUAGGGAGUGGGAGGGGGCGGGGUGGGCAUCUUAGGGGAGAGGGCUACAGAAACAAGUGGCAGUCAGAGGGGGUGGGGUUGGGGUGGAAUAAGUGGAUCAGGUUGCUACUCUCUUAGAGAGAGGGGUGCAGAAGCAACAGGUGGAUGUCUCUUUGUAGGUGUCUGUUAUUUUAUCCUGACUUAUUUGCUUUGCUUUGUUGAAAAGGGAGUUAUGAUUUGGUCAGGUGGAUUGAUUUUUUUGAUAUAAUAGGCACUUGGAAUUGGUAGCAUUAUCUAGAAUUGCUUUCUUUAACUAUCCAAUGUUAUUAUAAUAUCUGUUAGUAAAAUCCAACUAGUGGUCACUGGUGGAUGAAUCGCGUUUUGCUAGCUAAAGUUGUUUUGCUCGAUAUUUUUGACUAACUAGUUGGAUUUUACUUAAACAAUAAUUUAUUCCUCUCGCCCUCAUGGCCUCUGACUCAAUAGCCCAUUCGGCUUUCGGCCUCAAGGACUAUUGACUUAGAGCCCCUUAGGGUUCGAGGAAUAAUUGUUAAAUAUUCUUUUUGUAUCUGCUUUCAAAUAGCCAAAUGGUGUAAAGAGUGCCCUAGGUUAUGGAACGCUUUCUGCCUAUGAAGAAACAAAGCUGCAAGAGGUACAUGGAAGCUGAUUGUCAGUGUGGUUUUCACUUGGGUAUUUUAAAGGGCUCUGUGAUGCAAUUUGCUAUCUUUAAAAAUGCUGAAACUUGUCUUCAGGUCAAUUGAAUUCCAAAAAUAAUGGUCCAGCUUUGUUAUUUAAGGCUAUAUUAAGGCACUGAAACUAAUUCCUGUCAUCUGUUGCGACAGAUGGCAAGCAUAGACAUUGGAUUGAAACUUGAAAAAGCUGGCUAACUUUUUCAAGUUUCAAUACUAUGCCUGCAAAAAUCACCAAAAAAAUUAUUAUAGAUAAUGCUCUCUUACUCUACAGGAGCAGUAAAUGACUUCAGUACAGAAUUGACCUGAAACAGUUCUAACCUCGUCACAUAGCCUCUUUAUAUCAAAACCCUUUAUUUAAGCCAUUCAACUUUACUAUUCCUUUUGCUUUUUGCACUUUCUUUUUUGGGCAUACUAGGAAAGGCUGACAGUGCUAACAAUUAACACUUGCAAACUUGAAAAUGUGGUUGGUUUUUGUAAGUUGGGAGCCUAGCAAACAUUUGGGGAUAAUCAUUUUUCUAGUACAAAUGUGAGAAAGAGAAAACAUGUUGUUAAAGAAUUUGUGGAAAAAUUGCUAUGCAUAUAAAUUGAAUAAUACAAGAGAAAGGAGAAAGGCUUCAUGUCACCCACUGGUCAUUCCUUGUGUACAGAGGUGGCCAUGUUGUGGAGGUAGGGAUUGUGUGAAGUUUGGUAUCUUAGGACCGGAACUACUGCACGAAAUUCAGAAUUGACUGUAUUAUGAACUUUCUUUAAGCCAUACAGCUGUGGGACCGUCUGAGAGAAUGUCCAUCUUGUAUAAAAUCAAAGGAAUGGGCAAAGAAAAAGGAGGGACCAACUCUAGGUUUCCGUUUUUGCCUUUUGUCCAGCUUGCAGAGUUGUCCAUGAAGAGGUAGUUGAAGAACAUGGAUAUCAUGCAGACCAUUCGUCAAAUGGUCGCCCACUACAGGUUAAAACGUACGGAAAAUUAUCAACUCGUUAAUCCAAAAAUUGAUCGUGGUGGCUUGCUAUAGGUGGUCGUUUAUGACAGGUUCAAACUACAGGCUUUUGAGUGGGGAAAUGUUGGUGUUUUGGAUAGAUGUUCCCUUAUGGGAGGUGGUCGCUUACGAGUGGUGGUCGCACGUGGAGAGAAAUGACUAAAUAUGGAUAUAAAAUUAGAUCAUGCAUCAUAUUCACGCGACAUUUCUCUUUCUCUGAUUUGCAGUUGAUACCUGAGCUGAAGAAGAACAUCAAGAAGGGUGAAGAGUUUGUUUUAGGAAAGUGAAUGACGUGUUCUGCACAGCGUGAAGUUCGACUCGCUACAGCUAUUUUAGCUUAUUUCAAUAGUACCAUGUAAAUUAGUGGUAGUUUGAUUUAUGGAAAGAAUGUGCAAACUCAGAGUUACUUUUAAAACAAGUGUUUCUGUACGUUCAUUUGGUCUGUUUCGUUAUUUAAUUUUGGCUUUUAGGUUGACUUGUUUUAGUCACCAUAUAGAGUUUCAAAGAAGAAUAUUCAUCCUUGUCUCAGUCGAAGUGCUAUCGCUUUAAAUGUUCAGCUUUCAGUCCCUCUGCGCUGUCAAUUUACCUCAGUUACCUGUCAACUUUGUACACAAAACUCAGUUUCGAUGAAACGCAUCGAUCCUCAGUUUCUGAAUAUUAUCCAACCACUUAAUUUUUCCUCCCUAUUCACCUUUACGUACCCAGACAAGAAGCAUAGCUACUAACUAUGCAGGUGGCGAC